AUGCCUCGAGAUCCUCUAAUUGGUAUCGUUGGUAAGCCUUCUUCGGGCAAGUCCACUACUUUAAACUCGCUCACGGAUGCUUCGGCCCAGGUAGGUGCAUUCCCCUUCACAACAAUCGAGCCUAAUAGAGCAACAGGCUACUUGCAAGUAGACUGCGCUUGCAAAAGGUUUGGUAAGGAAAACUUGUGUAAACCCAAUUACGGCUGGUGCACCAAUGGUAAGAGGCAUAUUCCCAUAAUGCUGCUGGAUGUGGCAGGUCUUGUUCCGGGAGCUCACUCAGGAAGAGGUUUGGGUAACAAAUUUUUAGACGAUUUAAGACAUGCUGAUGCAUUGAUUCAUGUAGUUGAUGUCAGUGGUACGACUGAUGCAGAAGGCAAAAAUACGCGAGGAUAUGAUCCGCUUAAUGAUAUCGAAUGGCUGCAGGAUGAGAUCAGGCUUUGGAUAGAGGGAAAUUUGGAGAAGAGAUGGGGGUCCAUCGUCCGCAGACAUACGGCAACCAAAUCAAGCGUUGUGGAUACCCUACAAGGUCAAUUUGGUGGUUAUGGAUCCCAUGCCCCUAUGAUUCAAAGAGCCUUGCAAAGAAUUGAGGGCUUGCCCCCAUUGGAGCAAUGGGACAAAGAAUGGAUAACCAAAGUAGUCAAGUCAUUCAUGAUGGAGAAAUUUCCAACGGUGUUGGCAUUGAACAAAAUUGAUCAUCCAGAUGCGGAUAAAAAUGUUUCCAAGAUUAUGCUGCGGUAUCCUAAUACAAAGGCUGUACUAGCAAGUGCGAUUACGGAGGUUUUUCUGAGAAAAUUGAAGAAGCAAGGCUUUGUUCACUACGAAGAAGGCACUGAAUUUGUGGACACCUAUGAGGACGACCCCGAAAAUUUGAAGCCUCUUGAUGAUAAAUUACUGCAGAGAAUUGAGAAUAUUCGAGACUUGGUGCUGUACCGUUUCGGAUCUACAGGUGUAGUCCAGGUCUUGCAGGCAGCAGCUAAUACUUUGGAUCUCAUUCCUGUGUAUACGGUUAGAAAUAUUCAUUCUUUCACUGGUGGCAACGGCGAGAAUGUUUUCCGGGACUGUUUCCUAGUGAAGCGCGGGACUCCAGUAACAAAGGUGGCACGUUACAUCAUGGGCGAGGUAACAAUUGCAGCCAUUGAAACGGUGAACGGUGUUCGUGUAGGUGAGGAUGACGUAGUGCAGCCUGGCAAAAAUGAUAUUCUCACAUUUAAAUUGGCACCUAAGAGUAUAAACUAG
Molecule: messenger RNA, 1236 nt
Organism: Lachancea fermentati
Lineage: Eukaryota; Fungi; Ascomycota; Saccharomycetes; Saccharomycetales; Saccharomycetaceae
Source: the annotation of a GenBank genome assembly